AUGAAAGUACUGGAGGCCCGCAAUGCUUUCUUUAGCGACUAUGAAACGUUACAGUUUCUCUCCAAGCUCCAGAGACACCACCAUUGGGAUGACGAAUCCUCACAAGGCAAGCGUUUGAAAUCACAGAGACCGUACAAUCACCCACAAUUACAAGCAAUCACAUCAGAUACCCUCGCGUACCUGAAUGCAGACAAGGGACUCCCGCAAGAAGAUGGAACAAUACUACGUUCGCCUUUAAGUACACUGAAUGACGAACGAUUCACAGAGCUCGUUCGCGCACUAAAUAAGUUCGACCUUUUCCAGGCAGAGAAACUACAAAUUGUAAACCAAUUGCCAGGAACUUUAGUCCAUCUCUACGCGGUAGUAGAAGAAUGUGAUGCCCGUUUCACCCAGGAUCAACAACAACAAUUGAUAGAGUUGAUACAGAGUUAUCAUAGUUAG
This is a messenger RNA of Torulaspora delbrueckii, 441 nucleotides long. It is a transcript of the gene RPC17, whose product is annotated as DNA-directed RNA polymerase III subunit RPC17. Bases 1 to 441 code for a protein of 146 amino acids. NCBI's taxonomy places the organism in Eukaryota, Fungi, Ascomycota, Saccharomycetes, Saccharomycetales, Saccharomycetaceae. Gene Ontology annotation, cellular component: RNA polymerase III complex. Gene Ontology annotation, molecular function: nucleotide binding. Gene Ontology annotation, biological process: transcription initiation at RNA polymerase III promoter. The transcript has a single exon. The record is from RefSeq and is a predicted model, not a curated record.